ACGUCAACCUACGUGCGCUGCCUUAGCUACGGGCUCAUGAGGCGGCUGGCGGACUUCAUCGAUCCGCAGGAUGGGUGGAAGAAAUUGGCAGUUGAUAUAACCGAUCCCUCCGGUGAAAGCAGAUACAACCAAAUGCACAUAAGGUCCUAUAUAGAAGUCACGUAACACUAAUGACGUAACAUAAAUAUCUCUGUCCACCCCACACCUCUGUCCAUCCCAUUACUGUAACUUGUUGCAGUUUGUGUGCCGGCAGGUACUUAAGAACUCAUCUUACAGUACCGUUCCCUUGGGGAACUCAAGUCCCAUGUGCUGAUACAUUAUGGGUCCUGGACAAAAUGUUGAAGCCAGGAGAUUUGAGGCAUUUGUGCAAAUGGGAAAGAGCCCCACCUGUGAAUUACUUUAUGACUGGGGAACAACAAACUGUACAGUUGGUGAUCUUGUGGAUCUGCUGAUUAGGAAUCAGUUCCUAGCACCAGCAAGACUUUUGCUUCCAGAAGCUGUAAGGAUGGCACAAGAAGUUACAUUACCUCUUUCUUCACAGGAAACCUUGCCUAUACAUGAGAAACAACUGCCUAUACAGGAAAAAGAAGUAGCGUCUGGAAAGCCUGCUUUAGCUCAGAGUACUGAGAAGCAACAUUUGGCUCCUUCCUACUUAAGUCAAGAAAAUAGCAGCUCACAGUCCAGUAACACAGAUUUCCAUAAUUUUUUGUUUCAUGACUUGGAAAGUAUUACAAAUAAUUUUGAUGCGCGACCAGAGUCAGAUGGAGGUCACAAACUGGGCGAAGGUGGCUUUGGCAUUGUGUUCAAAGGCUACAUCAAUGGCAGAAACGUGGCUGUCAAGAAGCUCGUUGCUAUGGUUAAUGUUAGCGUUCAGGACUUGAAACAGCAAUUUGAUCAAGAAAUAAAAAUGAUGGCAAAGUGUCAGCAUGAGAAUCUAGUAGAAUUACUUGGUUUCUCAAGUGAUGGUGCUCAGCCAUGUCUGGUGUAUGAAUACAUGCCCAACGGUUCAUUGCUUGACAGACUUGCUUGUCUGGAUGACACUCCACCAAUUUCUUGGAAUACAAGAUGUAAAAUUGUUCAAGGUACAGCAAAUGGCAUCAACUUUUUGCAUGAAAAUAAUCAUAUUCACAGAGAUAUUAAAAGUGCAAAUAUCUUAUUAACUGAUACGUAUAUGCCCAAAAUUUCUGACUUUGGACUUGCAAGAGCAUCUGUAACCUUCACACAAACCAUCAUGACCGAAAGAAUUGUUGGAACAGCAGCCUAUAUGGCACCUGAAGCUCUGCGAGGAGAGAUAACACCUAAAUCUGAUAUCUUCAGUUUUGGAGUAGUCUUACUAGAAAUAAUAACGGGUCUUCCUCCAGUAGAUGAAAACAGGGAGCCACAGUUACUGUUAAGUAUCAAAGAUGAAAUUGAGGAUGAGGAAGCAACUAUUGAGGAUUAUGUUGAUGGGAAGAUGAGUGACUGGGAUGCACCUUCAGUUCUUAAAAUGUAUUCAGUUGCUGAUCGGUGUCUGAAUGAGAAAAAAUCCAGAAGGCCAGACAUUAAGAUGGUCCAACAGCAUCUACAAGAAAUAAAAACUUGAUACUUGUUUCUUCUGAUACACAAAUGUCUUUGAAAUGGAGUAGACACCAGUAGCAAAUAUUUCAUUAGCAUUUAGUGCAACAUUAUCAGCUUUUCUGCUUUCCAGAACUUUCUGGUCUGCAUAUAAGGUGUGCUGUUGGCCUGUCACCACUGUGCUAUUUUUGUAACUGAGCAGCCUUUUCACAUAGCCUUAGCCAUUGGGCCCUCAAUAUGAGAAAACUGGGUUUGUAUUAACAAAUAGCAGUGCUGGCGCAUCUUCUCCACAGCUUUUUAAAAGCAUUUCUGUAUUAGAAUCUUAUUUGAUUCUUUUAAUUUCCAAGUAUCAAGUAUGUCUGCUGCAAAGGCAUGUGACAGUAACAGAGUAGAAUGGUUUUUUCUGCUAAUUGCUUUCUUGAUCAGGUGUACUAGACAUUUUUCUAUUGAAGACAACUUUUAAUAGAUAUAGAUGGCACUUAUGUUGUCUUUUGGGGAAAAGACAUUAUUAGUACCUGUUUAAAACAAAAUUUAUUUAGCUUUUUACCUUGAGAGUUCAUAUGAGUGUGAAUGGACUGGUAGUGUUUGUGAAUGUGACCGUUUUUCAAAUGGGAUUAGUUCUUGGGAUUAGUUUUACUCAAAUAAACAUUGCAAGACACA
This is a messenger RNA of Chroicocephalus ridibundus (black-headed gull), 2214 nucleotides long. RefSeq names its product interleukin 1 receptor associated kinase 4 (gene IRAK4). The transcript has 12 exons. Gene Ontology annotation, biological process: protein phosphorylation; signal transduction. The coding region runs from base 320 to 1582 and encodes 420 amino acids. Gene Ontology annotation, molecular function: protein serine/threonine kinase activity; ATP binding; magnesium ion binding. Lineage: Eukaryota; Metazoa; Chordata; Aves; Charadriiformes; Laridae. The record is from RefSeq and is a predicted model, not a curated record.